Molecule: messenger RNA, 732 nt
Organism: Prunus armeniaca (apricot)
Lineage: Eukaryota; Viridiplantae; Streptophyta; Magnoliopsida; Rosales; Rosaceae
Source: the annotation of a GenBank genome assembly
AUGCUAUGUAUUUGCAGGAAAGCUCUAAUUGAUUGCAAAUUUGGAAAUAUCAAAUUUGUUUCUGUGGAGGGGGAUUUCUCAAAUUCCAGGCUGCUGCAGUUUGCUUUGGCUAUUGAGGAUGUUAAAUCUUGGUUGAAAAAUAAGAGUGAGUUCAUUACUAAGGGUAGGUUGAAAAAUAAGAGUGAGUUCAUUACUAAGGGUAGGGGCCUAAUUUUUACUUUUGCCCUGGACCCUGAAAAAUUCAAGACCGGCACUGGGUCUCCUCCAAGGAGAGGUUGGUUUAAAGUUAAUUCUGAUGCGGCUUGGAAAAAGGACACCAAUCGUGCUGGUAUAGGAGCGAUGAUCCGUGACUCGAAAGGACUGCUAUGCGGUGGUUCUGCGGAAAGUAUGAUUUGUCAUUCUGUGUUGGAGGCUGAGGCAGAAGCUGCUUUGGGUGGGCUAAAGUUGGCGUUGCUCUCUAAUUAUCGUAAGGUUACUAUGGAGACAGAUUCCCUUGUCCUCAAGGCUGGUGUUGAUGGAAAGCUUGAAAAUCGCGCUUGGAAAAUUCUUCCUAUUCUUCUGGAAAUUAGGCUUGAGUGGAGUUGGAUCCCUCGCAAAAAGAACCUAGCGGCUCACGCUGCGGCUUCGUUUGGUAUAGGAACGGUGCAUAGGGUCACCUGGCUGGAUCAGCCACCACCGUCCCUUAUGGGUGUUUUAACUUUUGAUGGGCUUCCAUGCCCCCCUGUCAUUUAA